AACGAAAUGAAAAUGUCGACUAAUUAAUGAAGCAACCUUGGCAUUCACUUGGUUUCCGAAGAUGUGAAGUUCCUGCAAAGAUGCGAGGAUUGUGCUGUUGUCUCUACAAGGGUGGCCAGAGACAGGAAGAACCCAAGAGCAGUGUAAAUCCACCCCAAGCAGCCAAGGGUCACAAAGAACCCCAAAGCAGUGUAAAUCCACCCCGAGCAGCCAAGGGUCACACGAAAAGCGGCACCAGAAGUGGCGGUAUGGUUUUUUUGGGAGCCGCUGCUGCUACUACAGCUGUAGUCAGCAGUGGUGGUGGUGGUGCUUGUGGCGGUGGCGGAGGAGGAGGCGGCUGUGGUGGUGGCGGUGGCUGUGGCGGUGGCGGAGGCUGUGGUGGUGGUGGAUGCUAAGACCAAAUUCCAGGACUCUUAUGAUGAUAUGGUCUUCAAUAGUUCCCUCCCUCUGGCAAUUAAUCAACUAUCUCUUUCUCAUCAGCAUUUUUAAAUAAUUCAUCUCAUGUCGGGGUAGCUAGCCUCUGGUCAUGUCAUAUAUAUAUAUAUAUAUUUGAUUGAAUAAAUGCUACACUCUCUAGAAAAUCUUGUGUCAUCCAUAUUUGUGUGUGUGUGACCAUUCAAUUUGUACGUCCUAUAUUGUAAAAAACUAGAGCCAUUGUGUCAACAUGGAACAUGUACAAUGGCCACUUCAAUUGUUUGCAAAACCCAUUUAUACAUGUUUUAGUGACCCAUCAUACUAGUUAAAUAAAUAAUAUAUCGGUGUCAAUUUAGUGGAUUGCGACUUUGAUCCUUAUUCUACGCAAGAGCAAAAGACCUAACCUAUAAUUUAUCUCCUCUGAUGUAAUAAAAAACACGAGUAUCAGGAUCUACGCAAAGAUGGUCGUCCCAAAUGACACCAGCACUAGGACCCUGUCUGAGUUAGUGACCAAAAGCCUUCUCGACGAACUCAAUACUAAAAUGAUGGCAUUAGACAUCAUCUCACUUUAACUAG
Messenger RNA from Diospyros lotus (date-plum), 990 nucleotides. RefSeq lists its product as uncharacterized. The transcript is spliced from 2 exons. Lineage: Eukaryota; Viridiplantae; Streptophyta; Magnoliopsida; Ericales; Ebenaceae. The record is from RefSeq and is a predicted model, not a curated record. The coding region runs from base 27 to 395 and encodes 122 amino acids.